AUGACCGCACUCGGCGAGGCCGUAGCUCAGGGCUCCCCCGUCGCUACACGGCCACAGCAGCUCUACAGCCGGCCAGCUCGCUCGAUUCGGCACUUGGUUCUCAGCUCAUUUGGCGUGUCUCUAGUGCAACCAGAAACUGACAUGAAUUUGACACCUGGGAACAGCAAUGUAACCGUAACCGCUUUGAAUUAUCGGGACACAUUUGCUGCAGCUGUUGGCAAGAAUGUGACUGUUGUCGUUCUCGGCAUCACCAUCAACUACAUCAAUGCCACCAUGAUCCACACAUUCAACAAGCAUCAUAUCUUCAAGCUGAACCCUCGCUAUAUCCUUUUUAUCCACCUGGUGACGAAUGACAUGAUCCAGCUGACAACCAGCAUUUCCCUCUUCAUCUUGGCCUACAUUUUCCGGACGCUCUACGUCCCCUUCUGUGUGAUUCUCAUCUUGCCGACCAUCUUCACCACACAAAACACUCCUCUGAACCUGGCCUUCAUGGCGGCAGAGUGCUACAUAUGUGUGUGUAUUCCACUACACUACAACUACAUAUGUACGGUCAAAAGAACAUAUAUUGUAAUUGGUAUAACCUGGCUGUUGAGUUCCCUUUCUGCCCUGCCAGAUGUCUUCAUCCUCUUGGCCACUGAACAGCUGCAGUUCUUACAUUCAAGAGUUUACUGCAGCAGGGACAGUGUGUUCAGGAGCAAUCACAGUAUAAAGAAGAGGGAUGUGUCCAACAUUUUGUUUCUGGUCGUGGUUUGGCUCACGCUUUUCUACACUUACUUCAGAAUUAUAUUUGCGGCUAAAGCUGCUAAUGCAGAUGCUAAAAAGGCAAGAAGCACCAUCCUGCUUCAUGGAUUUCAGGUGCUGUUGUGUAUGUCGGUCUAUGUGCAACCAAUGUUGAUCCAGUUCCUUGUAUCCUUAGUCCCUGCUGCACUACAUUCUAUAAACUUCUCCAGUUACAUCAUAUUCCAAAUCCUUCCUCGCUUUGUAAGUCCUAUUGUCUACGGGUUACGUGACAAGACUUUCAGAAUGUAUUUGAAAAGGUAUCUGUGUAUUGUUAACAGCGUUCACACUGAAGAAGCCAUCUUAAAAUAGCUCUAGAAAUAUUUGCCAUCAUGUAGCCGUAUAAUGUAGCAUUUAGUCCCUUCUGACAAUA
Mugil cephalus (flathead mullet) is the source of this 1150-nucleotide messenger RNA. Its product is annotated as odorant receptor 131-2-like. Gene Ontology annotation, molecular function: G protein-coupled receptor activity. Gene Ontology annotation, biological process: G protein-coupled receptor signaling pathway. Bases 1 to 1089 code for a protein of 362 amino acids. The record is from RefSeq and is a predicted model, not a curated record. NCBI's taxonomy places the organism in Eukaryota, Metazoa, Chordata, Actinopteri, Mugiliformes, Mugilidae. Gene Ontology annotation, cellular component: membrane. The transcript is spliced from 4 exons.